Molecule: messenger RNA, 1774 nt
Organism: Scheffersomyces amazonensis
Lineage: Eukaryota; Fungi; Ascomycota; Pichiomycetes; Serinales; Debaryomycetaceae
Exons: 1
Coding region: 275-1600 (441 amino acids)
Biological process (GO): cellular response to oxidative stress; protein N-linked glycosylation
Cellular component (GO): endoplasmic reticulum membrane
Source: RefSeq, a predicted model, not a curated record
GCUAAUGACGGUUAUGGUACUUUUUUUUUUAUUUUAUGUGGUAGUACAUUGUCUUUACUUGACUUUUUUGCCUUUGUCUGUAUAGGGGCUUGAUUUUGUGUAGUGUGUAGUAAGCUAUUUUUUUUCUGGUCCAUCUAUAAAAAUUUAUACUUUAGGCAUAUUAACUCAAUUAUAAUAAUAACACAUGGAAUAGUAUAAAUAUACGUGUGUGUUUCGUGAUAAUUUCAAUAAUUACGAGACAUAUUCAGUUAAUAUUAAAACCAACUUGGCAGGAAUGGCAUUAUUGGAAUCGUUUAGAAAACGAUUUACCAAUAAUCUCGAAUCUCAUCAAAUUGAUGAUGAUUAUACCUUGCCAAGCCGUCAUAAUGCAUCUAGUACUUCAAUAAGUUUAAAUGGUAGUAGUAAUGGAACCAAUGGUACUCAUAGAAACAAUAACAAUGAUGGUACUAAUGAUAUUUCAUAUAAUGGUCGAGGACAAUUUGAUCCUGAUGAAACAGUUCCAUCUUAUGAAACUUCACAAUAUUUACACCAACAUCAAUAUGGACUGCAUCAUCUUCAUCAACAACCUCAUUCAAUUCCUCCCUCCACUCAUAUAUCAAGGAAUUCUUCAUUAGUAUCAACUGAUAUAGUCUUUGGAGAUGCUCAUUAUUCAGCAAUUCCAUUACCUCCAUCUUUAACAGCAUCACUACCAUUAUCUUCACCACCAUCUAUUCCACCACCUCCACCACCUCCAGCACAACAUUUAGCACCUCCUAUACCGACAAGUUCAUCAGCCAUUGUGGCAAAUUCAAGAAAAAAUGAAUAUAAAAAAUCUUCAUUAAAACAAUUAGGAUUAAAAUUUCUUAAUGCAAGACAACAUUUUGCUCUUGCUUUAUCAAGAGAUGUAUCAUUAUUACCUCCAUUAAUUGGUUUAGUUCAAUCAUGGAAAAGAUUAUUUGAUAAUAAACCACCAGUUAUAGAUGAGAAUCAAGAAUUAGUUAAAUCAUUAACUAGUGCUAGAGUAAGUGAACAUUUCUUAACUGGAUUAUGGUGUAUUGUUGCAGCAUAUUUAUCAUAUUCUGUAUUAGAUGGAUUAAUUAUUCGAUGGAUUGUUAUUUAUCUGACUCCAGCUGCCAUUGUAAGGGUAUUAUCUAUGUCUGCUAUAAUCAUGACAGCUGAACAAUAUCUAGUAUCUUCAUUUUCAGCAAAUGGUUAUAAAUAUGGCCUUCAUAUUUGGAUCUUAAUAAGUUGUUGCUUAACCCUCGCUUACAUUGUUCAGAAUUUUGUCACUUCAAAUAUAGAAUUGAAAAAAUCAAAUUCUUCAUCAACAUCACAAUCUCAUUUAUCAAAUUCUGGUUCGAUACCUCAAGAUUCUAAUACAAUUCCUUCUCAAACAGGUUCAAGCUCGACCUCAACAUCUUCAUCUACAUCAGCAACAGUAUCAUAUACUAAUGGUUCAGUAGAUUACAAGGCAAGAGCUCGUUUCUUUGAUUUCUAUAACAUUGUAGUAUUUGCUGUUGUUCCUGUUGGAUUAGCAAGUUUUAUAACUAUGAUUGGAUUAUUGAGAUCAUUAUUAAUUUUACGGAUCGAUAUAGACGAGAGUUUCUCAGGUCAUCUCUGAGUUAAUGAUUCUCAUUGAUCUUGUUCAUACCAAAUUUUAUUUCUAUUUACUCUUCGGAUCCGAGGAUCCUCUUUUGUUGUAAUUCUAAAUAGUUUUACACACUAAUUAAUUUUAAUAUUUGGGUUGAUUGUUUUAUAGGAAUAGACAUCUUUGCAUUAUUUUUGAAUUUCGCAG